Messenger RNA from Aureobasidium vineae, 903 nucleotides. The record is from the annotation of a GenBank genome assembly. NCBI's taxonomy places the organism in Eukaryota, Fungi, Ascomycota, Dothideomycetes, Dothideales, Saccotheciaceae.
AUGAGCAACCGCCACCCCGACGAGCAGAGUUCUGGCCAAUGGACUAAUGCUCAAACCUCGAGGCCAUACGAAGAAUGGUCGCAAGCUUCCACAAGGCACGACAGACAGCUCUCGGGAUUGACUCAACACCCUGAUGCUGUGCAGAGCCAAUCCCACGACCCGGAUGAGGAUCCCAUGAAGCUUCAGAAAUGGUCGACGAGACCAGGUGAUCAUGUGGAACACAUCGGUGAACACGGAGAUGCGGGCGGUGCNCCCUUGAAUACCAACACAACAACGUCGUCGUCUCAAGGAUUGCAAUUUACCAGAUCAAAGUUGUUGGGCCUUCAUCCGCAUGCACCGAUUGCAGAAGAACAUGAUGCGACACCGUACUCCAGCUUGUGGUGGAGUAAAGUGAGAUUGGCAUUGCGAGAGCCCUUUGCAGAGUUCUUCGGCGUGAUGAUCCUCGUUCUGUUUGGCGAUGGUGCAGUAGCUCAAGUGCUCUUGGGAGCAAAUGACAAAACAGCUCCAGGUGGAAAUGGGUAUGGAGGUUACCAAUCCAUCUCAUGGGGAUGGGCAACGGUUCCUCCGAGCCCGACGGCAACAGCAGGAAUCUUUUGCACAUAUCCCAAGGCGUAUAUGACCAAGGCGAGCAUGUUUUUCUCCGAGUUCAUCGCCAGUGCAAUCCUGAUGUUCGUCAUCUUUGCUCUCAAAGACGACACGAACAAUGGAGUAUCUCAGGGAGGCGGUAAUUGGUUCCCUCUUGGGCUCUUCUUCCUGAUCUUUGGAAUUGGAGCAUGUUUCGGUGUUGAAACCGGUUAUGCUAUCAACCUUGCUCGUGAUUUUGGACCGCGUCUCAUGAGCUAUGCUCUUGGUUACGGGCAUGAAGUGUUCUCCGCAGGAGGUUACUAUUUUUGGAGUGAGUAG